CGCUGAGUGAGCGUCAGAGCGCGGAUCGUCCUCUGUGUCGGCGAGGCGUGCGGUUCCCUGUCACAGAUUCACUUCAACGCUGCUCGCGUUUGAUUUUCUGCCCAACUCCCAGCAAGCUAAAAAAGCUCUCGAGCUCGGACCCAACAUGGGUUAGAAAGAAAAGCGACCUAUGGAUUAUCCACUUUGUGCACUUCGCCGAGGAUGAUGGGGGGGAGAGAAACGGACUUGUUUUCGCAGAGACAUCCUGACAAAGACGGGGACUGAGAGGGAAACGAGAUUGGGAUUCGCUGCUUCUCUCUGUCUCGCUUCGCAUCUUUGUCUCCUUUUUUUUUAUCAUUUAUAUUGUGUAUUUUUUUUUUUCUUCAUUUUUAAUUUUUUUUUUCUCAUUUCCCUGCGUGUGUGCGAGACAGAGAAAUGUUUGCAGAAUUGCUGUGCAGCGCCGUGGCUCUGGUCCUGUAUGUCAACACUCUGGGCGCCGAUUUCUGCUACGAUGACAGCCGUGCAAUCAAGACUAACCAGGACCUGCUUCCAGAGACCCCUUGGACAAAUAUCUUUUACGAUGACUUCUGGGGCACCUUGCUCACACACAGUGGCAGCCAUAAGUCUUACCGGCCCCUCUGCACCCUCUCCUUCCGCCUCAACCACGCUGUGGGUGGGCUGGAGCCCUGGGGUUACCACCUGGUUAACGUGGCUCUCCACGGGGCUGUGACAGGCCUCUUUACCUCCCUGGCUCGCCUGCUGCUUGGAGGAGGCCUGUGGAGCCUGCUGGCCGGCCUGCUAUUCGCAUCUCACCCAAUCCACACCGAGGCGGUGGCGGGCGUGGUGGGCCGGGCGGAUGAAGGGGCCGCCCUGUUCUUCUUGCUGUCCCUGCUGUGCUACAUGCGCCACUGUGGGCUGCGGGGCCACGCCGGGCCCUGGCGUCUCGUGGCCUGGUUCCUGGGCAGCCUGGGCUGCGCUGCAUGCAGCAUGCUGUGGAAGGAACUCGGCGUGACCGUCCUGGCUGUAUCGGCGCUGUACGACGUCUGCGUUUUCCACAAGCUCAAGUUGCGACAGGUCAUCAUGCUCCUUUACAAGAGAAAGAACGUCCACCUGCUGCUGAAUGUGUUCCUGCUGGCAGCCUGGGGAGCCGUCCUGUUGGCCUGCCGCUUCUACUGGAUGGGCAACAAACCCCCCAACUUCUCCAACUCCGACAACCCGGCGGCCGACUCGCCCUCGCUCCUCACAAGGAUGCUAACCUUUUCCCACCUGCCUGCGGUCAACUUUUGGCUUCUCCUUUGCCCGGACACGCUCAGCUUUGAUUGGUCAAUGGACGCCCUGCCUUUGAUCAGGAGCCUUGCGGAUUGGAGGAACCUUCACACAGCAGUCUUCUACCUUGGAUUGCUCUUGCUGGCUUGGUUCAGCCUGUGGACGCACCAGACGGCUAAGGGCAAGGAGACCAAUGGCAAAGUGCAUCCUUACACCAAUGGCAGAAACGGGAACAGUAAUGGACACAGUUACCCGUAUAACAAUCAUGAACAUAAGAACAAUUCCCACACAGACGCUCACAUUAAUAAUGCACAGAAUGGUGCCAAUAAGCACUAUGAGAGCAGGACUCCACUGCCCACCACUGAAAAUAUCGUGGUGUUCUCUCUAGGCCUGUUGGCUAUCCCUUUUCUCCCUGCCACAAACUUGUUUUUUUAUGUCGGUUUUGUGAUAGCAGAGAGAGUAUUAUAUAUUCCCAGCAUGGGCUUUUGCCUUCUGGUGGCAGUGGGGAUGAGAUCUCUGUACGUCCGUCUGCGACGCAGGUCCUCCAGGGCGAUGUUGGUGUACUGCAGCGCUGCCGUAGUUCUUCUUUUCAGUGUCAAAACUGUUUUAAGGAACCGGGACUGGCAGAAUGAGGAGAUGCUCUACAAGUCAGGGAUUUAUGUCAAUCCUGCUAAAGCUUGGGGCAACCUUGGAAAUGUCCUGAAGAGCCAGGGCGAGAUGGAGGAAGCUGAACAGGCGUACAGAAAUGCCCUGUAUUACCGCAGCAACAUGGCUGACAUGCUCUAUAACCUCGGUUUGCUGCUACAGGAGAGCAACAAGUUCUCCGAGGCACUCCACUACUAUAAGCUGGCCAUUGGGAGUCGGCCAACUCUGGCUUCGGCCUACUUGAAUACGGGCAUCAUCCUGAUGAAUCAGGGUCGCCUAGAUGAGUCCAAGCGCACCUUUCUGACUUGCGCUGACAUCCCGGAUGAGAACCUGAAGGACCCCCACGCCCACAAGAGCUCCGUCACCAGCUGCUUGUACAACCUGGGCAAGCUGCUCCAUGAACAGGGACACCAGGAGGAGGCCCUCACAGUGUUUAAAGAAGCAAUACAGAAAAUGCCAAGACAAUUUGCACCACAGAGCCUCUACAACAUGAUGGGAGAGGCCUACAUAAGACUGAACAAGCUGACUGAUGCUGAACACUGGUACCGAGAGUCCCUGCGAGCCAAGCCGGACCACAUUCCUGCACACCUCACCUAUGGCAAACUCCUGGCUAUGACGGGGCAGAAAACAGAAGCGGAGAGGUACUUCCUGAAGGCCAUCCAACUUGAUCCCGCAAAAGGCAACUGCUACAUGCAUUAUGGUCAGUUUUUGUUGGAAGAGUCACGGCUGCUGGAAGCGGCGGAGAUGGCCGAGAAAGCCGCGCGCCUCGACAGCGGGGAGUUCGACGUGGUCUUCAGUGCAGCCCACAUGCUCAGACAAGCCAGCCUAAACGAGGCAGCCGAGAAGUAUUACGGACAAGCGGCGAGCCUGAGACCCAACUAUCCUGCCGCCUUGAUGAACCUGGGGGCCAUCCUCCACCUCAACGGGAAGCUGCAAGAAGCUGAAGCCAAUUACCUCCGAGCACUUCAACUGAAACCGGAUGACACCAUCACCCAGUCCAACUUGCGUAAGCUGUGGAACAUAAUGGAGAAACAGGGCCUGAGGACCAGCAGCCCCUGAGCCCACCCUGCCCACCUAUACCUGCCAUCUGUACGCCAGACCUGGGGGAAAAGGACGGCAUACACGCUCCUCUUUUUCUCUUCUCAUCCAGGAAGGUUGGGAGAAACUCAGGGAGGAUGUUUGCUCAGAGAGGCCAUGACUGUGCCGCACAGCCCUCCUAAUAACUGCCUGAGCUCUGCAUACACCCCAGGCCAGCAGCUUUCUGAGAAGCAUUGCUCACUGUUUGGCAGGCGCUGCGUGGUAUUUGGACUCUUUAGAACUCUCACAGGAACCACAUGUUUGUUUGUUUUCUUUUUAUUUCUUUUAUAACUAGAGCACUUGAACUUGAAGUGAGACCAUAGGUACAUCCUUCAGCAUUUGUGAUGAAUUAUUUUUUUUAUUUUAUUUUUUUAAAUAAGCAAUUGCAGUUGAAAGGGGUGAAAUUUGUCCCCAAGCAGUGUGAGAUGAAGAGAGAAAAGAAUCUCAGAGCAUUGCACUGAGGGUAUUUUCCAUCAUCGUUUAUUAAAGUUCUUGGUUUGAUCUGAUGUUCCAUCUUGAUAAUGACAAAAAAAAGGCAAUAUGAAGAACUGGAUGCCAUCCAAAAUCACCAAAUUAAGUUAAAAUCACAAAAAAAAACGUCCUCAAUGGGUCACACACAUAAGAUUACACACAUGAUCACAUCAUGAAGAUAUGAAAAAUUAGCAUCAUCACUGCAAACAAGCAUUUGUGACAGUCCUGAUAUUUGGUGAAAACUUGAAAAGGGGAAUUUAAUUUGGUAGCCAUAACAGCACAAUAGCCUCUAAAAGCUCCACAAAGGCUGGACUUUGUCAAAUAUAGUAUGUUUUGACAAAAAUAACUGAAAAGCAAAGAAAGUGAGACUUUGUAAUGCCUUUUAUAAUAAAAGGUAGGAAUCUUCUCUAGCAGUGUACAGUAGCAUACAGGUGGCAUUUAUACCACUACUGCUUUUUUAUUCUGCACUGGCAAGGAAGCCAAGUCUCCAUGGUUGCUUACAAACUUGUUUGUUGGCAAACAGUAAGAAGCUAUGAACGGAAAUAACAAGAUAGCAGGUACAGUAGUUUUUGGGUGCACGUUUCCCCACACGCCUGAAGCUUUUACGAAACAAGUGUGCGGAGCUGAAACCGAUGAAAGAGUUCUUCUAACCAAAUACUAAAGCUAUGCCGAUGCACGACAUUUCAUCACAGAACAAUUGCACGGACAUCGUCUGAGGGAAAUGUUUUAAUGCCUAUGUUUUUGUUGGAAUAAAACUAAUUUCAUUGUGUUUUGUAUAAAUGAAUCCUAAUAUAUACCUAUGUAGUGUAUAGUAUACAGAAAAUCUUGCAGCAAAAAAAUAGCCAGACUUAAAGUGGAAGCUCAGAUACUGAGCGAGUUUGGUUUGUUACAUGAAAUAUUUCCCAUAUUGUCAAAACUCAUUUUGUAUAUAUUCGGAGUAAUUAACAUCUAUGUGUUUUUGUUUUUGUUGUUGUCCGCAUACAGUAAGUGAAACGGCACCUUGCGGGAAGUAAGAAUAUGUACAGUAUUUGUGAUCGUUUGUUUGUUAUUGGCCACAAACCUCCUGGACUACCUGUGUCCUUAGUUUAUACAUCGUAAGUUAUUGCUUUGUGUUACCUUAGCAACAGAACCAGCUGGCACUGUGUUUUUACUUGUAAAAUGAAGGAAUGUGAUGUGUUUGUGGUCAUUGCUGAGAAAAAAAUCUCCAAAUGCAGUUGAGUGGCUCAUUAUUGGUAAGCACCUACAAUGGAGGAUAAAAACGUUGAAUAGAUACAGUAUGUCACUUGUUGCAGUCACAAUGUUUUUAACACUGUUCUGUUUUUGACUGUGAUGGUCACUAGUGAUACGUUCAGUAAGAUAAUCACAAUUCACCUGACACAGCCCGUAAAGCGCUCGCUAAGUUCUCCUGUGUAUACAAAGUGUUCAUGAAGAAACAGAUUAUUGUUAUUGCUCGAGUGAAGAUGUAAAAAAAAAAAAGAAAAAAAAGUUUUCACUCUGUGUCUCUGCUCAGGGAUCUCAAGCUGUGGGUUAUUGCAGAAACUUGUUCACAGAGCGUUUUACUAAAUUAAAGAUUUAUUUUUGAACGUUGUCGUAUUUGUAUGAAUUAUCGAGAUUUGUAGCCUUUUUCUCCUUUUUGUAAUAUAACGAUGAACAAUGUGCCAGAAUAGACCUUUUUUUUUCAUUUUUUUUUCUUCCCAA
This is a messenger RNA of Perca flavescens (yellow perch), 5136 nucleotides long. RefSeq names its product transmembrane O-mannosyltransferase targeting cadherins 2b (gene tmtc2b). Gene Ontology annotation, cellular component: endoplasmic reticulum membrane. The record is from RefSeq and is a predicted model, not a curated record. The coding region runs from base 415 to 2949 and encodes 844 amino acids. Lineage: Eukaryota; Metazoa; Chordata; Actinopteri; Perciformes; Percidae. The transcript is spliced from 12 exons. Gene Ontology annotation, biological process: protein O-linked glycosylation via mannose. Gene Ontology annotation, molecular function: protein binding; mannosyltransferase activity.